UGUGGUAUCUGAGAGGUCGCCGGAGUUCAUUCUGGAGACCAAUUCGAGUCUGUAACAAAACAAGAUAUCCGCUCAUCCUGUAUCGAGGGCUGGCCUGCGGUUCGACGGCGUAUAGCGUACACAUACAGCGCCACGUAUAUCGAAACCAGCAACCAGGUCAGGAGCCUGCAAAACACGAUUGGUCGUGCGCUGCAAGCUGGCUGCCACACGCACCACCCUUUCGCCCACACUGACAUUUGGACACAUAUUCCGUACCAAGGGCAGUCUAAGGGAUGCCAUCUAGAGCCUUUCACCACAAGAACCGACAUGGCUGUAAAACCUGCAAACAAAGGCGGAAACGUUGCGAUCAAGCAAUACCAACAUGUGGCGGAUGUGCCAGACGGAGGACAGAAUGCGUCUAUGGCGACACUCUUCUCGAAGCUACCCCGAUGAGCAUGUCCACUUCACUUUCUAUCCCACCAGCGCCUUCGACGUCUUGGGCCACUGUUGAUCCUCUGCUCCGGGCAGUCAUCGCCCCUCAAAUUAGCCAUGUAGAACCAAAUGAGCUUGAGCUCAUUCAUCACUACUCAGCCACCAAUUCCACGGCAUUCACGACGAUACCAGGACUCUUUCCAUUGAGACGCGUGGACAUUGCAGGACGCACCCCAGAAUACCCGUACCUUUUGCAUGGCAUACUUGCGGUGUCGGCUCUCCACUUACAAUCCACGGCCGCAGAUAUGCCCCAGUCAAAACGCCUUUACUACGCAGAAAAGGCCAGCGUACACCAACAGGAGGCACUUUCGUCCUACAUUCCCACUUUGAACAAUAUCAACAACCGGACAUGCCACUUCGUCUUCGGGUUUUCUGCCGUUCUCGCUGGCCUCGGAUUUGGCUUUCUCUGUACCUCAGAACGAAAUGCUAUUUCCGACCCAGAGGAAUUCAUAAGCAGAAUCACCACCAUCUUUGACUUACUUCUUGGUACAGUUGCAGUCGCCAAUGCGUCCAGCAACUGGAUCAAAUCCUGCGAGUCAUUGGUGGUUCCAUUCAAAACAAUUCUAAGCCGACAGGAGGUCCCUAUCGAGGCUGAAGUACAGAACGCUUUAGAAGGGCUUUUCACAGGUAUUCAGUUGGCAAAUGCUCUCGAGGUCGAGAGACACGUUCCGCAUGCACAUAUAGACAUUUCGGUCAUAUUCAGUUCCGCAAUACCGGAUCUUCACAAGGCGUUUCGUUGCAUUGGGAGAAAAGAGCCAGACAAUUUCCUGGGAGUUAUCGGUUGGCCUGCAUUCGUCGACAGUUCCUACGUUGCACUCGUGAAACAACGCCACCCUGCAGCCCUGGUCGUCCUGGCUUACUAUGGCGCGGCACUGCAUGCAUUGGAUCAUGCUUGGUGGCUUCGUGGAGUUGGCUUUCGCCUGGUUGAAGCUGUGUCAGCAAUUGUUCGUGCUAAGCAUGGGGAGAUAUGGCAGGAUUUGUUACAAUGGCCAUCGAACAGGGUCUGGGAAUCCGUGCAUGGUGCAGCUUCCACAACUCAGCUUCGCCUGACAACCGAUACCGACAUGACCAGUCACAUCUCGGAGGCUCCCACACCUUUCGAAACAGCCUUCGUCUACACCUACGCCAAUGACUUUUCCGAGCCUUAAUAUACGGGACCUCUGUCCCUCCAUCUUCGAGCAUCAAACUCAGAGAUCGCCUGGAGCUACUUGAGUCUGUUGGCAGAAGUAGCAUCACCUACCGUAUCUGGUCAUACCCGAGGUACCUCCUGCCAGGUUCUCCUGCCGGGUCAUCUGCGCGGUGUAUCUCAA
Molecule: messenger RNA, 1781 nt
Organism: Exophiala viscosa
Lineage: Eukaryota; Fungi; Ascomycota; Eurotiomycetes; Chaetothyriales; Herpotrichiellaceae
Exons: 1
Coding region: 273-1619 (448 amino acids)
Biological process (GO): regulation of transcription by RNA polymerase II
Molecular function (GO): DNA-binding transcription activator activity, RNA polymerase II-specific; zinc ion binding
Source: RefSeq, a predicted model, not a curated record